AUGGCUCGUGGCGUAGAGAUGGAAGACGUGGAUCUAGCGAGAAGCAAUUGGAGGAGCAACUGGACCAGUCUUGUGCAUGAAAGACACGUGCUUACUCAGCAACUUUGGUGCACAUAUGCGCUUCAUAUCGCAACGUUUACUUCGCUUGCCUUUGUCGUCGAUCCCCUUCUGCUCUUCUCGUGCUGGUGGGCGACGGAGAACUGGGAGCUCAAGAACCGCUAUAUCCUACUCGCUGCAGAAAUAUUCAUGUUUUGCUUCACGAAGGUGGUAAAACUGGUUGGGUUGUUUCGCAGGAAUCCGAGUGAUAUCAUGUUCCUGCCCGUGUCUAUUCUGUUCGGCUGGUUCCACGGAUUUAUCAAGCUGUAUGCGUUGUUCACGCUCAAGCAGACAUCGUGGGGCAGUCGUGAGGAUGGCGACGAGCACAACCAGUUCCGCCUCCAGGAGAAGCCCAUCCGCAGUCAAGCGAUGGCCAUGCCGGUCGGACCAGACCUUGUUGAGUCCGUACGGCACACAUCUACCUCACAGGCCCGUCGGGCAUCCUCGCUGGCGCAGAAGCACAAGUUCAGCGGGUUUGAAAAAGAUGCAGGGCAUCUGAUCGGAUGA
Messenger RNA from Podospora pseudopauciseta, 603 nucleotides. RefSeq names its product Type 2 glycosyltransferase. The transcript is spliced from 3 exons. The record is from RefSeq and is a predicted model, not a curated record. The coding region runs from base 1 to 603 and encodes 200 amino acids. Lineage: Eukaryota; Fungi; Ascomycota; Sordariomycetes; Sordariales; Podosporaceae.